Stegastes partitus (bicolor damselfish) is the source of this 4149-nucleotide messenger RNA. RefSeq names its product SCY1-like, kinase-like 1 (gene scyl1). The transcript is spliced from 18 exons. The record is from RefSeq and is a predicted model, not a curated record. Gene Ontology annotation, molecular function: protein kinase activity; ATP binding. Bases 78 to 2687 code for a protein of 869 amino acids. Gene Ontology annotation, biological process: protein phosphorylation. Lineage: Eukaryota; Metazoa; Chordata; Actinopteri; Pomacentridae.
UCCAGCAGUCUGUUUAGUUCUGCUGUCGCUGGUGUGUGUGUCUGUGUGUGUUUAAUGAGGUGUGGAGGUGAAGGGAGAUGUGGUCCUUUUUUGCCAGGGAUCCUGUCAAAGACUUCGCUUAUGAAAUUCUCCCAGACAGCCAAGAGAAGUCUGGAAUAUGGACUCUACAUCGGGGAAAGCGGAAGGCCAAUGGCGAGCCAGUGUCUGUGUUUGUGUACGAGGUGGCUCAGGGAACAGAGCAGCAGACCCAGCUAGCCAAGGCUGCCUUCAAGCGUAUGAAGACGCUGCGUCACCCGAACAUCCUGGCCUAUGUUGAUGGAUUGGAGACAGACAAGAGCCUGUACCUGGUCACUGAACAGGUGACACCUCUGGCAGUCCACCUGAAGGCCCAGGCAGAGAAGGGUGGUGCUGGAGAACUGGAGGUCUCCUGGGGGCUGCACCAGAUAGUGAAAGCUCUGAGUUUUCUUGUCAACGACUGUCACCUGCUUCAUAACAACUUUGGCGUGUGGGCGGUUUUUGUGGAUCGAGCUGGAGAGUGGAAGAUAGGGGCACUCGACCAUGUGGCCCCUGAGCAGGGUGACCCCAGCGGGGUCCCACUACCCGCCCCUAAGGCUGUUUACCCAGACAUGGAGAAAUAUGACCCACCAGAGAUGUCCAACAGCAGUGGAGAGAAAUGGGCAGGGGAGGUGUGGCGACUAGGCUGUUUGAUUUGGGAGGUGUUUAAUGGGCCACUACCUCGCACUUCCUCCCUCCGUUCCUUAGGAAAGAUUCCCAAGGCCCUGGUCCCUCAUUACUGUGAGCUGGUUGGAGCCAACCCCCGUGCUCGACCAAACCCAGCCCGCUUUCUCCAGAACUGUAGGGCCCCUGGUGGAUUCCUCAGUAACAGCUUUGUGGAGAGCAACCUUUUCCUAGAAGAGAUCCAGAUCAAGGAGCCUGCAGAGAAGCAGCAAUUCUUCCAGGAUCUGAGUGACCAUCUGGACUCCUUCCCUGAAGACUUCUGUAAACACAAGGUUCUCCCUCAACUGCUCACUGCUUUUGAGUUUGGCAAUGCAGGAGCUGUCGUCCUCACACCACUCUUCAAGGUGGGAAAGUUCCUGUCAGCAGAAGAAUACCAACAGAAGAUCAUCCCUGUCAUCGUGAAGAUGUUUUCCUCCACAGAUCGAGCUAUGAGGAUACGACUUUUGCAGCAGAUGGAGCAGUUCAUUCAGUAUCUAAACGAGGCAGCAGUCAAUUCUCAGAUUUUCCCUCACGUUGUUCACGGCUUCACAGACACCAACCCGGCCAUCAGAGAGCAGACUGUUAAGUCUAUGUUGCUGCUGGCUCCCAAGCUGAAUGAAACCAACCUGAAUCAGGAACUGAUGCGUCACUUUGCUCGACUGCAGGCCAGAGACGAACAAGGCCCGAUACGGUGCAACACCACCGUCUGCCUGGGAAAAAUUGCCUCCUACCUCAACGCUGGGACUCGACAGCGCGUUCUGAUUUCUGCCUUCUCACGAGCCACAAAAGACCCCUUCCCCGCUUCACGCUCUGCUGGUGUGCUGGGCUUCGCCGCUACACACAACUUCUACAGCUUAACGGAGAUCGCUGCCCGAAUCCUGCCCACCCUCUGUGCCAUCACUGUUGACCCUGAUAAGAGCGUCAGAGACCAGGCAUUCAAAGCCAUCAAGAGUUUCCUUUCCAAGCUGGAGACUGUGUCAGAAGACCCAACCAAGCUGGCAGAGAUAGAAAAGGACGUAGCGUCGUGUGCUCAGCCUGCAGGCGCCUCUUCGAGUUGGGCCGGCUGGGCUGUGACUGGCAUGUCCUCACUUACUUCAAAGCUGAUCCGCAACGCUCCAGGGACUGAGGGAGGCGCAGCGGCUGAAGAUAGCGGGCUUGCCAACACCGCCAGCCCCACGAGUGACCCUGAUGGAGCACUUGUACCUGGAUCUGAAGAUAAGACUCCACAAGACUCUCUGCCUCACCAUGCUGCCUCUAGUCGUGCCAACCAAUCACAGACUCUUGAAGUAACAGAAAAUAAUGAUGAGCCAAUAGGAGACCGCUGGGAUGACGAGGAGGACUGGGGAAGUUUGGAGGAGCCAGAGAAAGCUGCCACUGAGCCAGAUGACUGGAGCACCGACUGGUCAGGAAUGGCAUCAUCUAAAAAGAAGGCCAGUGACAGAGGAGUCGGCCGGUCGUCCACCUCCAUGGCGAUGAAGGCACAGAGCUCUGACUGGAGCAGCUCAGGCUGGGACGCCGAUGACAGCUGGUCCAACGAGAAGGAAGGCCAGGGCCAGAGCUCUGCGGGCGAGGAAGGCUGGGGCAACGACUGGGGGGAGGAGGAGACGGACACAACCUCCGCCAACAACACACUCCCGCUACCCGAGGGCGUGCGAUUAGCCAGCGAGUACAACUGGGACAGCAGCAACACAGCGAAGGGGGCCGGUCAGAACGAUCUGUUUGCCAGCGUGUCCCAGAGAAACACAGCUAACACUGCUGCCGCCACGGCUGGAGAUGGCUGGAGUGCAGAGGCAACAGGAGACUGGGGAGCUGAGGAGAGCUGGGAGUCAGUAGAUGGAGGCCAGAGUCUCAGCAAGGCAGAGCUGUCCAAAAAGAAACGAGAGGAGAGAAGGAAAGAGCUGGAAGCAAAACGAGCUGAGCGUAAAGCUGCUAAAGGUCCUCUCAAACUGGGUGCACGCAAGCUAGACUGAGGAGGGUGGAGCUGGAGAGGGAGGAACAUGGACCUCUGUGACUGAACAGAGCAGCAGAUGGAGGAUUGACAUUCCACGAGUAAAGGACCAGGAAGAAAAGCAGUGAAGAAAACUGAACAGUCCCUGUAAUGGAGGAAGCUCUGUGGCUGAGCAGAGGAAAAUGUUGCUGUUGGUCAGUAGAUGACUCUUGGGUUUGGGAUUUUCUCUUUCUUUAUUAAAGAACUGACAGGUGGGAGAAAAUCCAGAAGAGACAUGAAGCACCACAGAGCAGCAGAGGCCUGACUGAUUUGACAAAAUGUCCCUUUUUUUGUUUUGUUUUGUUUUUUUAUUCAUAACUCAUAAAGUUGCCGUUGUAAAGUAAAUGUAUAUAACUGGUGCAUCUUGUCUUAACAGAAAUGACACUUUUUUUAAAAAAGGAGAAAUCUAUAUAUUAGUUGUUCUGAAUCAAACUUAUUAUACUGAAUGUUUUUCAGUACAUACUGUAUGCACACACACACACACACACACACACACACACACACACACACACAGGCACUCACACAGUGGAUACGAAUGUUUUAGUUCAGCUGUCACUUACAGAUUUAAGAUGUAAAAUCAGUCCAUGCAUGCACCUGUGUAUUUUUGUGGCCUUUCAAAAGGCUUCAUGGCAAGAAAUGACAAAUGUGUUGACUUUACUUUGCACAUACAACACUGUAUUCUACUGAACUGGCCUGACAGGUUACACAUUUGACUGGUGUCAGAUCUGUAAAUGAGAAACAUGCACUUCAGACACAUUUUAAAGCAGCUGGGCCACAGAGAGAAGUUAAAUUGAAGAUGGGAAUCAAUUUGUGUGUUUACCUGAUGUUUUCCUGUCUCCUCGGAGUCGUGCUGUGGUGGAGGGUUUAGGAAAUCAAAGGAGUUUUGUGUUGAAGUCUUCAGAAGGUCUUGUCAUUUAUUUGUGUCUGUAUAAUCCUGCAGAGCUCAUUAAAGUGAGAUCACGUGAGGAAGUUAACACAUACCCGUGAAUAAUUUUAGUCAGUAAGGGUGUGGUAUGGCUAAACGAGGAGCUUCUUGUACUCUUUAAUUUGUGCCUUUAUUCGGUUGCAGAUCUGCUCUGUAAAAUCACACCCAACUCCAAAUUACUAGAGGAAAAUCUCCGAAGUGAACCUGUACUGUCUGAAAGCAUCAGAUUCUGUGUUUUGAUCAAACCUUUCAGCGUGACCUCAUAUCGCCUGUCUGUGUUGGGUAUGGUCCUAGUAGGUUUGGUGUAACUAGCCAUGCAAAAUGCUUUAUAGACGAGCCAGCUGACACAAUCACAAACAGCCAUCACCUCUGGAGCUAAUGUCUGGUUUGGGGUGGUCGGGUCGGGUCAUGCAAGGAACUGUGCUGCGUUAGUCUGAAGAAGGCUGGAUGCAUUAUAUUACAGAGAGUCCAAAUCAUGUAGCAUGUGAGCUUUUCUGAAAUAAAAAAACAACAAAUAUUA